Molecule: messenger RNA, 1986 nt
Organism: Prorocentrum cordatum
Lineage: Eukaryota; Dinophyceae; Prorocentrales; Prorocentraceae
Source: the annotation of a GenBank genome assembly
CAGUACAUAGGGUACCGAGUACCACGUGACGUUCGCUCACGGUGCUAGAGCGCAAUGUUUGCGCAUGUUGCUCAUACUGUGCGCUUGCAUGUCCGUAGCCAUUUUGGCUCAAGACGUGUUUCUGCCUCCACUGCAACAGCGUAGUGAGCGCCCUGCGCAGUACACGCCAGGCACCGCAAGGAUGUCGAGCCUCGCAGGCGUCCACCUCCCGGCCGUCAGCAAUCCGUUUCCGCGACCGAGGCCGGCGCUGGCGUGGGCGGAGGCAUCCAGCGCAGCGCCCGCACCGAGGCCACCUUCGCACCCCAGGACGGCCCGCGGGCGCCCCGGCGUGGGCGAGCGGCUCCAGCGCCCCCCUCUGCGCAGACCGCUCGGCGGCCACGGCAGGGCCGCGCUGGGCUCCGACGUCCUCGUCCGCGGCAGGAUCCAUAGGCCCCUGGGGCUUCGUCCUUCCGAGCCUCGAGCUCAAAAGGCUUUCGAGCACCUUCCCGAGGUGGAGAAGUUCGUCACGGGGAUCUCCGAUCCUCGCCCCGGCAGCGGCACGCCCAGCUGGCACGCUGCGGAGGAGUUCACGGCGCCCAGGCCGUGGCCCAGAAUGGAGCUGGCCGGCAGCUCGGCAGCGAGCGACCACACGAGCGACACCGAGUCGACCUCAGACCUCUUCGCGAUGUCCCCAGAGCUCUCCGCGGCGGCCGCGGGACUCCGUCUGCCCAGCGCCGUCGCCAGCGAGGCCGAUCGGCCCCCCACUUGGCCGGGCGUCGUCCGCCCCACCGGCGAGCCCUUCCCGCCAAGCGCGCCGCCCGACCUCGACGGCCGCAGGGGGGCCCCGUGCGGCACCGGCCCGGGUCCGCGCGGCGGCGUGCCAGCUGGGCUGCCCCCACGGCCGCGGGGGGAGGCGCCCGCGCGGUGCCGCCCCAGCAUGGCCGGCAGGUCGCUGUCGGCGAGGGGCAGCGGGCUUCCGCGCCACGCGGCGCGGGCAGCUGCUGAGGACGAGGAGCUCUGUACAGCGUCAGGGGAGCGUCAGGGUUCGUGGCGUUGAUACGUGCCAAGACGUCCAGGCGUUCCAAGAUCCCCGAGUCCUCCCCACGGCCUGCAGGAGCGGGGGCCGCUGGACAUCCGUGGAGAUCCUGGAGCGCAUCCUGAGCCAGUCCUGUCAUGGUGGCAUCGUUGUCGUGCUGAGGUUGGCGAGCAGCUGGGCGGAGUCCGAGGCCGCGGGGGCCUACAGGAAGCAGCCGGGCGUGCAUUGUUUUGCCCCGUGGGCCCGGAGGUGGCAUGUUUGCUUGUCGGACAUCGCGUGAGGCAUCAAUUCGAUUGAGAUUUUUUUUCGUUGCCGAGAUUGCUAGCUACUCGUUCCUUCGUUUUCUUUCGAUCAAUUCAAUUCGACAGCUAGAUUGUGGCGUGUCAUGCCAGGACAUCGCCCCCUCAUCUGGAUUUUCCAUCAUGGCUUUCAUGCCGACCCGGGCCAGUGGCCCCAAUGGCGACGAUUUCGCGGGCGCCUACCGCGCAAAAUUGCAAUUGCGUACAACCUUUAAUGAGCAAUUGAACGAUUUAAUCGUGAUUGAGAAUUGCCCGCCAAGUCGUGCAACUCUUGGCCUUUAGUUUUGCUAUGGGUUGCUUGGAGGUGACUUUGCCACAGGCCAUGAAGUUGUUACUAGUAGGAGAGUGCGUUUUUUGUUGGGAUGGAGCGUUGCCGAGAGCGACGCUGCUGCACAAGACCUGAAGCACAGGGGGUGCACAGACAGAGUUCUUCAACACAUCCGUACGGAUCCGUUGCGAUUUACGACAUUCAUAGUUGGAGGGCGUCGUUCAAGAAGCGGGGGAUCCGCUGCUUGAAGUGCUUCUGAGUUCGCUGCACAUUACAUGGGCGCGCUCUCGAGACUCUGCGCGCUGCGCGCCCAAUAGCCCCACUCCCCGGGCGGCGCCAUCGGCGUCCAGGUGAUCGAACACUCCAUGGUACGAUGCCAUCUGGUCUGCCUUGCGGGGCGGGGA